CGUGACGCUACAGCUUGGGGGGAGAGAGUAAGACUUCGCCAGAAUUAUUCCUACAAGCAGAGAUACUUUUACUGGAGAUGAACAGCCUUUCUAUCCCAUCCACUGGAUGUACAUGAGAUUUGACGAGCGAUGAGUGGGAGGAUUCUCUCCCACCGACUUGGGCCGCUCUUGCGGACUCGGCUCCUGGCGCGACAGCUUCACAACGCAGGUGCAAGAACAGGCGGACUGCUGCGUGCUGAUGGCAGCGCUGUGCUACGAGGCCGCUCGUGGCCGCUUGGGGCAAAUGCAAUUCACAACAAUGUGCCCGCUGUGCGGACCAUUUCCUUUGCGAGGAUCCUGCCGAGGCUGGCGUUGAAGCUCGCCAGGGUGCCGGCGAUGUUUGGGGGGGCGAUGAUCGCGGGGUUGGCUUAUAUCCAGUAUCAGGCGGCGCAGGCAGGGAAUUACGCAAUAGACUUCUUCAAGCGGACAGGGGAUAUGGCAGGUGAAGCGGCAAGCAGCUUGUUCGGCGAACUCCAGGGGAUAGUAGAGCAGACACAGCAAGGGUGGCAGAAUACAACUGAAGACGUCGAGUUGCCCGAGUGGCUGCAGAAGAUUUUCCGUCUCAACGAGGAGUCCUCCCGGUCAGGGGGCGGCGGCGGCGGUUCUUCGGGAGGGGGCGGUUCACCACAAGAAAGCAGAGCUGGCAUGGCAGCUGUGGGUGCAGCAACAGGUGCAGCCUAUGGAUAUGACCAGUCCGAUGAAGAUGACCUCCGGGCGUCCAGGGAAAGAGCGGAAGACGACCAGAUGAUGCUUCUGACGCGAAAGAUGAUCGAGAUCCGGAACAUCUUGCAGACCGUCGGGCAGUCAAAUACGCUGACUCUGCCAUCAAUUGUGGUCAUUGGAUCACAGUCAUCCGGGAAGAGCUCGGUUCUCGAGGCGAUUGUGGGUCACGAGUUCUUGCCCAAAGGUUCCAACAUGGUCACCCGGCGACCCAUCGAACUCACCCUGGUCAAUACCCCGAAUGCACAGGCGGAAUACGGCGAAUUCCCGGCCUUGGGACUGGGGAAGAUUACCGACUUCUCACAGAUCCAACGUACGCUGACCGAUCUCAAUCUGGCGGUCCCCGAAAAGGACUGUGUCAGCGAUGACCCGAUCCAGCUUACCAUCUACUCGCCAAACGUGCCGGAUCUUUCACUCAUCGACCUUCCAGGCUAUAUUCAGGUCGCGGGCCGAGAUCAGCCGCCGGAGCUGAAGCAGAAGAUUUCCGACCUGUGCGACAAGUACAUUCAGUCGCCGAAUGUGAUUCUGGCCAUCUCCGCUGCCGACGUGGACCUUGCCAACUCGACGGCACUACGAGCCAGUCGACGGGUGGACCCGCGAGGCGAGCGCACGAUCGGCGUCGUCACCAAGAUGGACCUGGUCGAUGCGGAGCGAGGCCGCAGCAUCCUGGCCGACAAAAAGUACCCGCUUCGGCUCGGGUAUGUCGGGGUGGUGUGUCGCGUGCCGCAGACGACGGCUCUCUUCUCUCGAGGCAGCGGCAACAUCACCAGUGCGAUCCUCAAGAAUGAACAUGCCUUCUUCUCGGCGCAUCCGACGGAGUUUGGCCCACACUCCGAGGUGGAAGUGGGCGUGACGACUCUGCGGAAGAAGCUGAUGCAUGUUCUCGAGCAGACGAUGGCCUCGAGCCUGGCGGGGACUCGGGACGCAAUCAGCCAGGAACUGGAGGAGGCGACGUACGAGUUCAAAGUGCAGUACAACGACCGACCCCUCAGCGCCGAGUCGUACCUAGCCGAGAGCCUGGACGGGUUCAAGCAUUCGUUCAAGGCGUUUGCCGAAGGAUUUGGGCGACCGCAGGUGCGCGACAUGCUCAAGAACGAGCUGGACCAGCGGGUGCUGGACAUCCUGGCACAGCGGUACUGGAACAAACCCGUGGAGGACCUUCUGGUGCCGAUGCCGGAACCAGACCCGCUGAGCGACCUGGCCAAGGCGGACCCGGAGUCACUGUACUGGCGGCGCAAGCUGGACGCCUCGGCGUCGGCGCUGACCAAGUUGGGGAUCGGGCGGCUGGCGACGACGGUGGUGGCGACGGCGCUGCAGAACCACGUGGACCAGCUGGUGGCCGGGUCGACGUUCGCGGCGCACCCGUAUGCGCAGAAACAGAUCCUGGACGCGACGAACCGGAUUCUGAACGACCGGUUCUUCAGCACGAGCGACCAGGUGGAGAACUGCAUCAAGCCGUACAAGUUUGAGAUCGAGCUCGAGGAGCCCGAAUGGGCCAAGGCGCGCGAAAACGCCGGCCGCGUGCUCCGCGACGAACUGCGAGCGUGCGAGUCGGCCCUCAAGCGCGUCGAGGAGACGGUCGGCAAACGCAAGCUCAAGGACGUGAUGAGCUUCAUCGACCAUGUACGCAAGGGCGAGAUCGUCCUCGAGGGCGACGGCUCCGCGGGGGCAGGAGGAUUCAGUUCUGCAUUGCUGGAAAGGGGCCGCGAAGGCGUCUUCCUCCGCGACCGAUCGGAAAUCAUCAAGAUGCGCCUGCUAGCCAUCCGGUCGAAACAGUGCGCCUCAAAGAAGAACCAGAUGUACUGUCCGGAGAUCUUCCUGGACGCCGUGGCCGACAAGCUCACCGCGACGGCCGUGCUCUUCCUCAACGUCGAGCUCCUCUCGGAAUUCUACUAUAAUUUCCCGCGCGAGCUGGACGGCCGCCUCGGCCGCCACCUCUCCGACGCCGAGGUCGAGCGGUUCGCCCGCGAGGAUCCCCGGGUGCGCAAGCAUCUGGACGUCAUUCGCAAGAAGGAGCUGCUCGAGCUUGCCUUGCAGAAGAUAGAGGGCAUCCGUCAGCUCGAUCCUAGGGCCAACGCCAGCAAUCAUACUCUUGGAGCAGGUGCUUCGGGUCGUGCUCAAGAGAAAAGGAGUCGGUGGAAUUUAUUCUAACCAAAUUUCUCACUAUUACCUUUCUAGAUUGACUUGAGGAGGUCACACUUGUCGGGUCUUCUAGUUAUAUUAAAUCAUUAAUACGUCCGCUCUGUUCAAAAUAAAAAUAGGUCAUCUCUGGCGUAAUAAUCUAGUGUUGAAGAGUAUUGAAUUACUGGUCUAUUCUAUCUAUGCUACAUUCUUUUUUCCUCCGCAAUAAACACUAUGUCACAGGACAGGAUCACAAAGGAGAUCAGACGAUAAAACAGAGAGAGACAGGACAGGAAGAGGAAGCCAACAUUGUAAGGCGUAGGUUGUUCGAGGCAUGCUUCUUUUUUUUUCUUACUCCCGCGAGACGUCACGGCCGAA
Penicilliopsis zonata CBS 506.65 is the source of this 3258-nucleotide messenger RNA. RefSeq lists its product as hypothetical. Gene Ontology annotation, molecular function: microtubule binding; GTPase activity; GTP binding. Gene Ontology annotation, cellular component: membrane; cytoplasm; microtubule. The transcript has 3 exons. NCBI's taxonomy places the organism in Eukaryota, Fungi, Ascomycota, Eurotiomycetes, Eurotiales, Aspergillaceae. The coding region runs from base 130 to 2910 and encodes 926 amino acids. The record is from RefSeq and is a predicted model, not a curated record.